CGGAACUCCAGGGCAGCCAUGACUUGAACACGAGAGAACGUAAACGCCGCGGUUGCGGGGAUAACUCCGGGCAAACCGGUUCCUGGAGGAAAAUAGAGGAGACUUGCUCAAUAUGGCUCCGGAUGCCUCCGAUCGGCUUUUUUUGUGUCUUGAUCGAGUCUGAGGACUUCAGGGGGAUCUAAAAGCCACCAAAGAACAGCUGCAGUGCAGGAUUUGUUCGCCACGCUCGGUGAUAAUGUAGAAAAAAUGACCCCCCACAUGAAGUCACGAGUGACGUCGGCAAAGCCCUGAGGCCGGGCCGUCAUUGAAACUAGCCAUCAUUGCCACCUGUCGUCUGGUGCUCUACCCCAAUUCCCCACAUUCUCGAUUGUGACUUCUAUUCUCAUACGCUCAUCUAGAUUGGACAGCGAUCGACCACUCAGCGACUCCGCAUAGACUUACAGAACAUCAGUGCAUAUCUUCGAAGCUCGGAAGCCUGCCUGUUUGACGCGUGCGAUCGGUGGUCCAAGCCAUGAGUCCAGCUAGGGAGCGCUUAUCGAGAGGCGUGCUGCCGGGGUGUGCGAGGGGCGGGGACCUCUUGUUCUUACAGCAUUAGACAUGCGCGUGAGAACAGCCGGCCGUAAGCCGACCCCAUGACCUGGCUCAUCAGUUUGGGUUAUUUUUAUCCGGCUUGUUAUUCAUUUUUGUAACCAACUUAUCCCCGCUGAGCGGUGGGUCCCGACCUAUAAAGUGGGCCGGAGUAACUCCUCUCAUGGCAGCUGGAUUUUUUCUCGCUCUCCAACGACCCCACCUCCAUGUCGCACGAAAAGACCAUCGACGAGAAGCAGCUGGAGGCUCAGAUCGAGCACGGCUCGCGCUCUGCCUCUGUCCUCGACAUCGACCCGCAGGAGGAGCGCCGACUGGUGCGCCGACUCGACUUGAGGAUCCUGCCCAUCACCUGCCUGCUGUAUCUUUUUGCGUAUCUCGACCGCUCGAACCUGGGAAAUGCGCGGCUACAGGGGAUGCCCGCCGACACGCUGCACGGCGACCCGACCGGCAAACUCUUCGACUGGGUCAACUCCGCGUUUUUCUUCUCCUACAUCUUAUGUCAAGUUCCGGCCACGGUCGUCUCGAAGCUGUUCCCGCCGCGCAUCUGGCUGGCGUGUGUCGCCGUUGGCUGGGGCAUCAGCUCGACUCUGAUGUCCACGGCCUUCAACCUGCCUGGUCUCGUGGUCGCUCGCGUGUUCCUGGGUAUUUUUGAAGCUGGGUUCGGACCCAUGAUCCCGGUCUACUUUUCGUUCUUCUAUACCAAGGAGGAGAUGGGUGUUCGGAUGGCCUACUGGUUCGGCUUCGCCGCGGUGGCCGGCGCGUUCGGCGGUCUGAUCGCGUUCGGCGUGUCUCAUGCUCAUGCGGCCCUCCACAAUUGGCGCCUGCUGUUCAUCAUCGAGGGUCUUCCCCCGCUUGUUCUGGCGGUUGUGACGGUCAUGUUCCUCCCUAACCGGCCUGAAUCGACAACCUUUUUCAACGAACGCGAACGUGCCAUUGCGCUCAACCGCAUGAAUCGAUCUACCAGUGGAGACUCUGGAGCCGUUGUCAACAAAGGUCACAUUAUUAUGGCACUCUUGGACUGGCGGGUCUACGCGGGUGGAGCCAUCUAUUUCGGUCUCAACACGGCGCUCGCAUCGAUUUCUGCGUUCUUGCCGACCAUCAUCAAGACCUUUGGCUACACCAAUGCGAACGCCCAGCUGUUCACGGUGCCGCCCUAUGCCUGUGCAGCAGUGAUGUUGAUCAUCUUCUCCUAUGCGUCGGACCGCCUGCAAGUGCGCGGCGUUUUCAUGGCUGCGUCGUGCUUCAUCUCAGGCAUCGGAUACGUCAUCCUCCUCACUGUGAUCAACGUCCACGCACGCUACUUCGCCGUGUUCUGCAUCGUCGCCGGGACCUACACAACCAUCGGGCUGACGAUCGCGUGGUUCGCGCACAACCUUGGCUCCGAGACUAAGCGUGCUACGGGCAUCCCGAUGUUCAUGGCCAUUGGCCAAUGCGGCAGUAUCCUGGGGUCCCAUUUGUUCCCGCUGAACCAGUCGCCGCGGUAUCUGCAAGGCUUCGGUGUGUCUUGCGCUCUGGCCUUCCUCGCAGGCGUGCUUUCGCUCGUUCUCUCGAUGUCAUAUCGCCUCGAGAACGCCGAGCGAGACAGAUUGUACGGCAAACCCGAGCCCAACUCGAAAGUCGAUACCAGGGAAUUGGCCGACAAGGCUCCCAAUUUCCGCUACGUCCUCUAAUGUCCUACAUCAAGUAAUGCAAUGUAGUUUUAGGAAUGUCUCAUGAUUCUCAAUGCAAGCGCUCUGCGUCGCUACA
Mycena citricolor is the source of this 2334-nucleotide messenger RNA. Lineage: Eukaryota; Fungi; Basidiomycota; Agaricomycetes; Agaricales; Mycenaceae. The record is from the annotation of a GenBank genome assembly.